Fonsecaea nubica is the source of this 5565-nucleotide messenger RNA. RefSeq lists its product as hypothetical. Bases 1 to 5565 code for a protein of 1854 amino acids. Lineage: Eukaryota; Fungi; Ascomycota; Eurotiomycetes; Chaetothyriales; Herpotrichiellaceae. Gene Ontology annotation, cellular component: nucleus; cytoplasm. The transcript has 2 exons. The record is from RefSeq and is a predicted model, not a curated record. Gene Ontology annotation, molecular function: molecular adaptor activity. Gene Ontology annotation, biological process: proteasome assembly.
AUGGCAACCCAACAGCCCGCUCCCGAGGCGGAGCGGGAAUACAAGCUGAUCUCCCAACUCGAGAUGCGCAUUGCCUCCGCCUCGACAGACGAGAAACUGGAGUCCAUUCUUCAGAAGUUCCUCCCAGCUCUCCUACUAAAGCUGGCUUCUCCAACUCCUCAGAACCGCAACCUUGCGAUCAAGGUAUGCCAGUAUAUCAACCAGCGGCUGAAGAUCAAUCCCUCAAUCAAACUCCCCGUGGCAGCGUUGGUCAAAACCUUUCGCGAGAAUGACAACGCCUUCGUCAAGCGAUUCUGUCUAGUGUUCAUCGAGCAAGGGCUUCCACGGUUGGAGCUUGACCAGGGAAUCGAAACUCUGCCUGGUGUGUUGCAGUUUGCCAUACCCGGAAGUGAAACGUUUGAUGCCACGGAUCGGAAAAUGUGGGCUAUCGCCUUCGACUUUCUCCUGGAAGUCUUGAGGAGGUGGAAGAUUCCGGAGCGAGGUAGCAAGGAAGAUUUGGGUCUCUCAGGGACAUUCUCACUCUCAGCUACGCAGACCGAUCUGCUUGUCAGCCGUCUGGGCGAUUUUUUGCUCUACGAUCCCAAGGACUCCGCCGCUCAAGCUCGGGAUGAAGAUUUCCAGCCUGUCAUCGAGAAGAACUUCAGACGCCGCUCAGAAGUUGUCUUACCAAUUGCGAAAUUUCUGUUCUCCUCCAUCUUCAACGAUCGGCAACGGUUCAUCCCCGCCACCAUCAUGUCUGUUGACCCAAAUGCCUCGGCUGCAAAUAUGAGCGACGUUAUGUUCAAGCAAUGUGAUUUCGACUUGGAGUCUGAGUCGACAGUCGACUUGCUCUUCAGCCUCUACAGACGGUCCAAGCCCAAGCUACAGACACGGAUCCUCGGACUAUUGUCUCGCAGCCAGAACUCCACCAAACGCACCACAGAAAUCAUGGACAUUGUGGAAAGGCAACUCACCCAAGCACCUAACGCUGGUCUCGAGGCGGCAAAGCUCCGAGCAGCUCUAUUUUCCUACCUCACCUGGACUGUGCGUGUUGGCGGUCAACAUCUCGCUGGAGAAAUCAGCCACCGCAUUCAGGACCUGCUGAAAGAAUAUAUCGAGAUGCAAGGCUGGCCGACCAUGAACAGCGACUACGCCUCAACUGCAUCAGAGGUGGAGCUUCGGUCCAAGGCGUACGAGAGCAUAGGCCUACUGGCAGGAAUCAAAGCCGAGCACACAGAUAGCAAUCGCACAGUGGACCUGAUCACAUGGCUCUUCACAAGUCUCCGUUGUGACACGACACGCGAGAUAAGAAGCAGCAUCGAAGAAUCGAUCGGCCGCAUCAUGAAUGCUCUACCUAGCGUUGGCGACGAUUCAAUCGCGAGGCGCCUCAAAGACCUCUUCCUCUGGAACGUCCUGGCAGCACCAGGCCAAGAAGACCCCGUCUACUUCUUUCCCACGGUCAAUAGCACCACCUACCCGGCGGUACGAUUUGCGAACAAGUGCCUACCAUUCAAUGACGUGGAUGCCCGUUUUAUCGACGUCCUGGCCCUGGCUUCGGCGAGCGGUCGGAGAGAAGUGGCCGAGGAAGGAGCUCGCGGGUUAGAUCCUUAUUGGCAUGCUUCGAAUUUGCGCCUCACCACCAGUUCUGACAAUCGACGGCUGGAACUCCCCAAGCUUGAUGCUUUAGUGGAGAGGUUUUUCAAGUCGGCCAUGACGCAGAUGAGCUACUAUGCCGAUGCAACAGUGCUAGCCGCUGCGGUGACAUUUUGUCGGAACGUCCUGCAUUGUGAAGCCCUCCAGGAGACAGAACUAGUACCUGAAGAAUCGACAGAUUGGAAGCAGUCUAUCGAUGCCUUGGUCAACAACGACCAAGAUGCCCGACGGCGGAUUCGGUCGUAUCUAAAAACCCUAAGCGGUGAUGUACUCUUACCAUUGGUGCACGCCGCAUUAGAUGGUGCAUCCAAGGGAAUUGGAGAAUGCCUGGAUUUGUCACUGGAACUUUUGUCUCUUGCCCCGACUGAGUUGUUGUCACAUUUCAAAGAUGCAGGGCUGGAAACGGCUGCACGUCUAGCAGGAAACGCAGGCCUGCAACUUCGAGCCGCCCGGGUUUUUGGUAUUCUAGCUUCUCUGGGCGAGGACGCCGAAGAUGUCGCCAAAGCCGAAUUAAACGAGGCCAAACGUUGGAGAACGGCCGUCGGAGAAGAAUUGGUGAAGAUUCAAGGCCAUCUCCUCCGCGCAUGUUUCUGCCUUACCAGGCGAUCGCUAAGGCUGAAGCAGCAGCCAUCUGACGACACACUACGGACCACGGUGCAGGCCGUCCUUGAGAUUGUCAAGACUUCUUCUGACCGGUCGGUCAAAGAUACUGCGUACAGGUCACUCCGUCAACUAUUUCUGUGCACCCCAACAGAAGAAGGAUGUGACGACGAAGAAAUGUUGACUCAGUUGAUCGCAGACAGCAAGAAAGAGAGCGAAACAGCAGUCUCAGCCGCAGGGCCUGUGCUAGGAAUCUUACAUGCCCGUGGUACCAGUUCCCCUCGUUUUGAAUCAUUCCUCGAUCGGUUGCUGGGCCUGCAUGAAGUCAAACGAGCCGAGUUCCAUUUCACUCUGGGAGAAACCCUAGCCGUUGCCUGUGCCGGAUUCAGAUCGCUGUCCACGCUCACAGAACUGGAUGUCGACACCGAUGUUUCGGGAUUCGACGUCGAUGGACAACUGCUAACAACAGUCCUUGACAAGGUCCUCGAGAAUUGUAACACCACAAAGCCAUCGCUAAGGAAGGCGGCUGCCAUCUGGCUGUUGUGCAUUGUACAGUACUGUGGCGAACUGCCCACUGUCAUGGGGCGACUGCGAGAAUGUCAAGCUGCAUUUGCGAAGCUGCUGAACGAUCGCGACGAAAUCGUCCAAGAGACUGGCUCCAGGGGGCUCAGCCUUGUUUAUGAACGCGGUGAUAAACAACUUCGAGAUGACUUGGUUAGAGACCUAGUGCAAAGUUUUACGGGCAGCAAUGCAAAAAUGUCCGGAACCGUCAACGAAGAAACGCAGCUGUUCGAGCCUGGUGCGUUGCCGACCGAGAAUGGACAGUCCGUCACGACUUACAAAGACAUCGUCCGACUUGCUACGGAAAUGGGAGACCCCAGCUUAGUGUAUCGUUUCAUGAAUUUGGCCUCCAACAAUGCUAUCUGGUCGAGUCGAGCGGCGUUUGGAAGGUUUGGGCUCGGUCGUGUGCUGGCAGAUUCCACAUACCUGACGGAGAACAAGAAAUUCUAUCCCAAGCUGUUCCGAUAUCGAUUCGACCCCAACCCUAAUGUCCAGCGGUCCAUGAAUGAAAUCUGGCGAGCGCUCGUCAAAGAUCCCAACGCCGUCAUCACCGAGAACUUUGAUCUGAUCAUGGAGGAUCUUCUGCAGAGCGUUGUGUCAGGCAAAGAAUGGCGGGCGCGUGAGGCUAGCUGCGCAGCCAUUUCUGAUCUCGUGCAGGGGCGAGAUGUCGAUAUAUUCGAAAAGUACCUCGACGAGAUAUGGAAGGUCGCUUUCAGAGUCCUCGACGAUGUCAAAGAGACGGUUCGAUUGGCAGCCAUGAAGCUGUGCAGAACACUUACAAGUAUGCUGAUACGGAACCUGGAGAUUGGGGAGGGGAAUUCGAAGCGCUCUGCAACCAUGCUCAACCACGCCAUGCCGUUUUUGCUGCAACAAAUGGACAGCGGGGCGGCCAAGGAGGUGCAACAAUAUGCUAUUGUGACGCUGCUGGAGGUGGUGAAGAAAUGUCCUCCAAAAUCUCUGCGGCCUUUUGCACCAACAAUUUUAGAGACUCUUGUUCUCUCCCUGAGCUCUCUUGAACACGAGAGCAUCAAUUAUUUGCAUUUGAAUGCCGACAAGUACGGGUUGACGGCUGAGAAACUGGACAACAUGAGAGUAUCGAGUAUCAACGCGUCUCCGGUCACAGAAGCAAUCGAAGAGUGUCUGGAGAGCGUCACCAUGACACCUGAAUCCGAUGAAGACCCCGAUACCAUGCAAGGAGUUGUAGCCACUUCGUCCAGUCAGGGCCAUUCUGCUGUAAUGGACGACGCCAUGCAACGGCUUGCACAGGCGUAUCGAGCAGCGAUCGGACUGCCAUCCAAAGUUGGUCUCAGCAAAGUCAUGACCACACUAGUCGUCCGCCAUCCCACCGCUUUUCGACCAUACGCAGACAAGUUCAGCCAACUGACCCGGAAACACAUCCUCGAUCGCAACUCUACCAUCAGCGUAGCCUUUAGCACCUCAUUGGGCUAUCUGAUGAGACUGGCCUCGGACAAAGAGGUCCAGGCUACCAAUAAGUACGCGCAAAAGCUGUAUUUCGAGUCACAGGAACUGAGCCAUCGUGCUGUGGCCGGCGAAAUCAUCCAAGCGAUUUCCAAGGCUGCAAACGACGUCUUUAUGAAAUUUGCUCCCACCUUUCUCCCGUUUGCCUUCAUCGGCCGACGGGACACCGAUGAGGAGGUCAGGGAGCGGUUCGAUGUCCCUUGGAAGGAGAACAUCGGUGGCUCGCGGUCCAUCAAUCUCUAUCUCACCGAGAUUGUGGGACUCAUCUCGACACACAUUGGAUCCCCAAUGUGGCCCAUCAAGCAAGCUUGCUCGUUAGCUGUUGCUGAAUUGGUGGGGUCGAUGGAAGUGCAGGGGAAAUAUCCUGACAGUGAGGCAUCUCUGGUCUGGGGAGUGAUGCAGGCGGCCCUAGAAGGCAAAACUUGGGAUGGCAAAGAAGAAAUUAUCAAGGUGUAUCCCAAGUUUGUACGCGAGGCUCAAUCACUGUGGUCAAACGGCCAGGCCAGCCAGCAGAUGAAGAAGAUUGCAAUUCGCGAGGCGAAGAGGACCAACGUUUCUUACCGACCUCACGCCAUUGAGGCUCUUGGAGAGUUCGCGGUCGCUCGAAAAGAUCUGGACCUUGACCACGAGAUGCUGCCUUAUUUGGUGGAGUUGAUGGAGGAGCUGACGGACCAGGAUGCCAUGGAAGUGGACGAGGCUAACGGGGAGCCCCUGAAGAACCGCGAACAGACCGUUUUGGAAGCGACCGUGGCCGCGGUGGUUUCUUGCAUGUUCAAGAUCCUUUCUACUCACAUGCAGACCGAGAGUCUGGACUCGGCGAUGAAGAUUGUGCAGAAAGCGCAGACCAUUCGAUCCAGCAAGCUCAACAUUGCAUUGUACGACGGUGCAAAAUUUUUUGUGGUCAAUACAAGUAGGCCCAAAUCAGAGGGGGUCGAUGGUGAUGAUGGUAACGUCGACAGUCCUGACGACACAAUUAACUCAGCCUCAGGUUUGGCAACGGCCUCAGCACCACGGUCGUCGGCGCGGGAGGGUUCGGAGUUGGACGGUCGAAGGGCUUUUGAGUCAUUUCAGCCACUGGUCAUGGCGGUGCUCGCCUGUCCUCCAGAGCCUUGGCGAGAACCGGAACGUGCGAGGAAAUCACGUGCAGACCUAGCCCUGGCCGUGGCCCAACAAGGCCUGCAUGAUCCGGCCGCCUUAGCGGCGAUCCUCGACCCCUGGCUGGUCGAAGAACGGUCGAGGCCUUUACGUGAAGAAAUCGGACGCGCUCGAGAUGCCCUGAGACGAGACCAGUAA